GUUAUUAAUGUGUGCGCCGGUGUACGUCACAUGACGCUACGUCAUAGGUCAGAGUGACAUACCAAGGACGAAACAUGGCGGCGCCGUCGAAGAAGGCUUUCGAGCUGUUCGUGUCUAAAAUACCCUGGACUGCGGCCGGCAAGGAGCUGAAGGAGUACUUUGGACAGUUUGGCGCUGUGAAGAAGUGUCUCCUCCCGUUUGAUAAAGAAACGGGCUUCCACAGAGGGUUCUGCUGGGUUGGAUACUCAUCAGAAGAAGGACUGAACAACGCACUUCAGAAAGACGUGCACAUGAUCGACGGAGCCAAGCUCCAGGUUCAGAGGAACAGACGCCCAUUUGAAGUGCAAAAGUUGAACAAAGACAGUGAAAUUGACUGAAGUUCUGUGGUACCGCUUUGUGAAUGAGGCAGACCAACAUGUGAUAUUCUUCUUCUCAGGCCCAGAUCCACUAUGACUCUGUUUUUGUUGCCUCGGCUACUUCAUAUUUGAGAUUUCUGCCAUUAUGUUCAGGGUCAUAAGAAAACUGCAGCACACAAGUGUUGGUGUCUAAAUUUAAGUCCCUACGACCGGAGAUGAUUCCUCCUUUUGCACACCAUCAGUGAAUUUGGGCCAGAGCAUUACUGUCAUUGUCUAUAGUAAUACAAUCUGUAGUAUUGUCUAUUUAUUGUCAUAGUGUUUUACUUCCUGUAACCAUCGUGUCACACACCAUCAACAGUAAACAGGCUAAUUCAAGGCUCAUGAAACACUUGCUUAUUCCUGGUGUAUGGCAAUAAUAAAGUGUUUAAUUUCACUGUG
Messenger RNA from Acanthopagrus latus (yellowfin seabream), 794 nucleotides. It is a transcript of the gene slirp, whose product is annotated as SRA stem-loop interacting RNA binding protein. Bases 75 to 377 code for a protein of 100 amino acids. Gene Ontology annotation, biological process: positive regulation of mRNA splicing, via spliceosome; spermatogenesis. The record is from RefSeq and is a predicted model, not a curated record. The transcript is spliced from 4 exons. Gene Ontology annotation, molecular function: poly(G) binding; mRNA 3'-UTR binding; poly(U) RNA binding. Lineage: Eukaryota; Metazoa; Chordata; Actinopteri; Spariformes; Sparidae.